GCGGGAGGUUCGGGUUCGGGCGGCUCUCGGUACUCGGUGCUGCCCGUGGGGACACGGGCUGUGCGGGCACCGCUGGGCGAGCGCUCGUCGUAGCCGUCGCCGGGAGGGAGCGGUGCCCUCUGUGGGGAGUGGGAUGGGUGAGUGGGAACGCGUGUUCCUGCGGGGCCUGGCCCUCCCGCCACACCGGCAGCGCGUCCGGGCUCGUCCGUCCCGCUCCACCGCUUUCCGAUGUGUCCUCAAGUCCCUGGAAGGGGCUGUCCUCACCCAGGGAGCAGAGUACCAGCUGCGCCUGUCCCUUUUUGAUGCCACCUACCACCACUUUUUUGGGAGGACGUGGAGGAGUGGCCGGCGAGCAACCCGCCAUGCCCCACCACGACCAGCCAGGGUGGCUUUCAAUGAGACUGUUUACUUCCACACCUCCUUGAACCACCCUGGCAUCAUGGCUGUCAUGGAGGUGGUGGUGAUGGCUGGGAAAGGGGAUGGGGCCUCUCGGCAUCUCUCCUGUGGUUUUGGUAUCAUCCCCCUCUUCAGCAGUGGGUCAGAGGCAAUGGACCUGGCCACGGAGGACAGAGUGCUGAAGCUGUACCAUGGGACACCCCGUGCCCUGCUGCACCCACGCUUCCAGGACCCCAUGGAAAAGAACAAAUACCUGACAGUGAUGGAAAAGAGCCAUGUGCAGUACUCCCUGAAGCCCCACCAGCCCCUGGAGACAGUAUUUCACCUCCUUCCUGAAAACCUUCUGAUGUCUGGGCAGCAGAGCAUUCCUGGUGUGCUUCCAGCUCAUGGAGAUGCAGGGGACUGCUUGCAGAAACCCCAGCUGGUGAAGCCAGUCACCUGCUAUCUGGAGAGGCUGUCUGUCCGGCUGCACCCUUCUCUGGAGGAGUUUGAGGAGGAACUUCUGGACCUACUGAACAGUGAUCGCUUACUGAAGGCUAACGCGGCGCCGGAUGGUGCCGGGGUGGCAGUUCGGGAGCGGCGGCUGCACGUCGGUGUCCACAACGGGCUCUGCUUCGUCCAGGUGCCACAGGUGGCUGUGCUGGUGCCCGAGGCAGAGGUGGCACGGGGUGGCUGCCCAGGGGGGAAAAGGCCAGGGGCCAGGGACACGGGUCAGGCCCUGGUUCUGAGGAGCCGAGUCCACCUGAGUGAAAUGGUUCCUCACCCGGCGUUCAGUGUCUGCUUCCAGCUGGAGUAUGUCCUCUGCAGCCUGGGGAGAGCUGGGAAGACCCUGCCCAGUGGUGAAGCCACCGAGAUGUGCUCCGUGCGCUGGGCUGUCUGGAGCCCCAUCCUGGGUGCUGGUGAGGAGGAGGAGGAGGUGGUCCUACCCCUGCGUGGGGGUCCUCACCGUGGGCCCUGCCAGACCCUGGUCUACCGGACCCCCCCAGGAAGCAAGAGCUCCCGGCAGGGUAAGCACAUGGAGUCUGGGACUGUCCAAUUCUGUGUUUCCACUGAUUCAGAAGAACAUCUUGUAACUGCUGCGGAGAUCCCACGGAAAGACGGGGACGAGUCGGAGCAGCCUCCCACGCUGUCGCUGAGUACACUGGCCUCGCCACGCAAGUCUGCAUCCCCCCAGGGUCCCGGGCUGUCAGUGUCCCAGCUCUCAGCCAUCCCCCGGGGCAGGAGCCAGCCCAUGGAGGGGGGGAUCACUCACCUGGAAGCUGACCUGGGCUGUUCAAACCCCAAGCCCUGUGCCGAGGAGCAGCUGCAGGCGUUGCCUUUCACCCCCCUGCAGGUGCCUGUUGCUGCCCUGGGGCUGCAGGCAGGCAGCUCCCGCCCGCUGCUCUCUCGUGCCUCCCUGGCUCGCCUGCACACCGCUGGCUUCCCGGAGAUCCUGGACCGCAACCAGGAGCAGGUGGAAAUCUCGGAGCCCCCAGAACCAGGAACAUUCAGCCUGCAGCUGGAGGAGGCUGACCCUCUGCAAGGCAAUGAAAUAAUCCUGCAGUUCCUGGCUUUUGGCAGGGAUGCCCGGGACAGCACAGAGGGGACGUGGCCAGGGACCAUCUUCCUCACCUUCCAGUUCUACCGUUUCCCACCGGUUACCACGCCGCGGCUGCAGUUGGUCAGCACAGAGCGGGGCCCAGCGGCCGGGCUGGCACUACCAGCACAGCUCCUUGUCCGGGUGAACAAGGAUGGCACCCUUGGCACUGGACCACCAGGAUUGCAGCUGAAGUACAUGGUUGAUCCCACGUUCCUGCGAGCUGGGGAGCAGCGCUGGUUCCUGCGGUACCUGGCUGAGCACAGCCUCCAGAUUGAUGUCUGGGAUGGAGACUCCCUGCUCCUGGUUGGAUCUGCUGCUGUGAGGCUGCAGCCCCUCCUGCGCCAGGGCCGUGAGGCCAUCAGGACCCACCAUGAGCUGGAGGUGGCCACGACUGAGUAUGAGCCAGAUGUGACGGUGAUGGGCCGGGAGGCACUGCGGCACGGAGCCCUGCAGCCCCUCGGUGUCCGCGUGGCUCUGCGGGGCCGCCUCCACCUCUGCAUGGCCAACAUUGGUCACCUGUGUGAGGACACACCGGGGCAGCUGCCCUCCCCGCUGCCAUCACGCUCCCGCAGUGUGCCCGCACCAGAUGGCGUCAGCAGUGUCCCAGCUGGCAGCUGGUUAUCCCUCAACCCCGCUGCUGGGCGGGUGUCCCAGGCACGGAGGCUGGUGGAGGUGGAUGGUGAGCUGGCAGCCGUGCUGCACAGCCGCAGGGCAGAGCCCAGGCCGGUGCCUCCGGCUGUCCCCAGCGAGGCUGCGGCCGCCCGACGGCGCAAGCUACGGCGCAUGGCACUGGUGCGGCAGCAGGAGGAGGCUGGGGGUGGGAAGACACCCCAGGGCUCGGGCUGGCAGGAGCAGCGUGCCCGGCACACGCGGGACCUGCAGAUCAUCGAUGCCUACCGGGAGCACACCAAGGGGGAGAGCAUCUCCCGCAUGCUCAGCCAGGCCAUCACUGCCACCCGCACCGUGCACGCCGUGCUGGGGACAGCGGAGUUCUUUGAGUUCUCCCUGAAGAACCCCUACAGCAUCCAGCACACCGUGACAAUCAAGGUUGAUCACCCUGAGCUCAGUGUCAUCGUGGACCCGAGGGAGUGGCGCCACUUCAAGGAGCUGACCAAGAGUGUUACACCAGUGGAGGAGGACAUGUUCCACUUUCGUGAUGACCUCUGUCCUCAGGUCUACCUGCGCCCCAAUGAAACUGUCCUCAUCCCCUUCAAAUACCAGACCUUCUCCCCAGACCCUGCUGUCAUUGCCCCACAGGGGCCAGCUGGACUGGAUGCUGGUGCUGAUGGAGCUGUCUCCUCCCUGGGGAAGAUUGGGGCUGGGCAGACGAAACACAUCCAGGUCUCCUUCCAGGUGAGUGGGGGGAAGCCCAUUGCACUGCUGCGGGUGAAGGUGGAGCCUCAGCCCCACGUGGUGGAUCAGACCUUCCGCUUCUACCACCCAGAGCUCACCUUCCUCAAGAAAACCAUCCGGCUGCCACCUUGGCACACCCUUCCUGGUGCACCAGUGGGGAUGCCAGGAGGGGAGCCCGAGUUGUUUGUUCGCUGCAGUGACCCCAACAUCAUUUGUGAGACCAAAAACAUGGGGCCCGGGGAGCCGCAGGACAUCUUCUUAAAAGUAGCUGGAGGCCCAAGCCCACAGAUGAAAAAGUUCUUUGUUGCUAUUUAUACGGACACCUGGCUGGCAGCUCCUGUCCAGAUCUGGCAGUUCUACCUGCACUCCCUGCAGCGCCUGGACAUCAGCUGCACAGCUGGGCAGCUCGCCCGCCUCUCCCUGCUGCUCCGGGGCACCCUGGCACCCCGCAGGGUGCAAGCCUUCACCUCCCACCCCCACGAGCUGCAGGUGGAUCCGGGUGGCACCUUCCUCCUCCCUGCCAAUGGCAUCCAGGAGCUGAACGUGGGCGUGAGGCCGCGGCGGGCGGGCAGCCGCUUCAUCUACCUCAACCUGGUGGAUGUGGAGUCCCACCAGCUCCUCUCCUCCUGGCUGCUCUGCCUGGCCUGCCGACAGCCCCUCAUCUCCAAGGCAUUCGAGAUCUCCCUCCCUGCAGGGGGUGGGAGAGGCUGCAACAAGCGCAUCACCUACACCAACCCCUACCCCUCACCCAGGCUCUACUUCUUGUGCACCAACCGCCCCGACCUCCUGCAGUUCAAGGAGGACUCCUUUGAGGUGGCCGGAGGGGAGGUUUACACCAUCGGCUUGCGCUUCGCCCCCAGCCAGGAGGUGGGUGAGGAGGAGAUCCUGAUCCACAUCAACGACCACGAGGACAAGAAUGAGGAAACCUUCUGUGUGAAGGUCCUCUACCAGUGAGGCUGCACCCCUUGGCAGCACCCUGGGGAUACCUGUGUCUCGCCAAAGGGGGGGCUGUAAGCCCAGUCCCCUUGCCAAGCAGGUCUGGCUGUUGUCUGGGAUCCCCAGUGGUGCCAGGCAGGCACCUCCCUCUGCCCAAACUGGGGAGAGCAAAUGUGUUUGCUACCACCCAUCCUGACCACCCCGUGUCUAUUUUUGGGAAGUGUUACUAUAUUAUUUUAGACUCGCUGCGAUCUUUUUUUAACUUUAAAAGUUUGCAGAUCUGAUUCCUUGGAAUAUUUUUAAACUAUUUUAUAUUCUCUGCUGAGUUUUGCACACGCUCCAAGCAGUUUUAUGGGAUUUUUUGAUAACUUUUUACUCGUCUUUGAUCAAUUAAACCUGCUGCGCAGCGCUG
Messenger RNA from Calypte anna (Anna's hummingbird), 4676 nucleotides. It is a transcript of the gene NPHP4, whose product is annotated as nephrocystin 4. The transcript is spliced from 29 exons. The record is from RefSeq and is a predicted model, not a curated record. NCBI's taxonomy places the organism in Eukaryota, Metazoa, Chordata, Aves, Apodiformes, Trochilidae. Gene Ontology annotation, cellular component: ciliary transition zone; ciliary basal body; cytoskeleton. The coding region runs from base 134 to 4282 and encodes 1382 amino acids. Gene Ontology annotation, biological process: protein localization to ciliary transition zone; negative regulation of canonical Wnt signaling pathway.